AUGACUUUAAAGCAUAAUUCAGUUGUAAGCACAGCCAAGGAGAUGGAAGAGAGAGGUGUCCCUCGACACCGCGACUUCCCAGCGCUCCCGGCUGGGAGCAGUUACCAGCUCCCCACCUGCUCCCCGGGGCGGAGCACUCGCGGGUCGCGGGAGGGCCAGACAGGCUUCGGGCGAGGCGCUGGAGGCGGGGCUCCGGGCUCGGGGGCGGGGUUCUUGGGCGGAGGCGGGGCCUCGGGCUCGGGGGGGCGGUGCUCCCGGGAGCGAUGGGGGCGGGGCCUCGGGCUCGGGGGGCGGUGCUCCUGGGCGGAGGCGGGGCCUCGGGCUCGGGGGGCGGUGCUCCUGGGCGGAGGCGGGGCCUCGGGCUCGGGGGGCGGAGCUCCCGGGAGCAGCGGAGACGACCUGGGCGCCGCUCCCGGAUUCCACGGACACCGCUGCGUGCGCUGA
Messenger RNA from Nyctereutes procyonoides (raccoon dog), 444 nucleotides. RefSeq lists its product as uncharacterized. The coding region runs from base 1 to 444 and encodes 147 amino acids. The record is from RefSeq and is a predicted model, not a curated record. NCBI's taxonomy places the organism in Eukaryota, Metazoa, Chordata, Mammalia, Carnivora, Canidae. The transcript has a single exon.